Phacochoerus africanus (Common warthog) is the source of this 15237-nucleotide messenger RNA. It is a transcript of the gene SPATA31H1, whose product is annotated as chromosome 5 C2orf16 homolog. The record is from RefSeq and is a predicted model, not a curated record. Lineage: Eukaryota; Metazoa; Chordata; Mammalia; Artiodactyla; Suidae.
AUGGCGCCAAUGUGGGGACUGACCGUCCCAUUGCCACCAUAUGUCAGCCUUCUGCUAUUAUUUGGUUGCCUUGUUUGGGGGCUUUGGGUGCUGUUUUCUGGGAAACAGAGUAGGGAGCAGGUGGCAGCCAAGACAGACUCAGAGACUUCAAAGCAGCACAAGUUGAAAAAGAUCCGGAAAUUCACAGGUCAGAAAGAUACUCUCCAUCCACAGUGGGAAGACAGCCUCAGGAUGGGUUGCAUUGAGGCCAACCUGACAUGCUUUUCAGGACUCCCUGUGGGAUGGACCCAAGAAUAUGUACUCUGGUCAAUGGACAGGAGUCUUCAACAGAUCUUCCAGCACCUGGAAAGUGCAAGAUCAAAUCUUAUGGGAUCAUGUUUGCCUGAACCACAAGAUAUGAUUUCUUCUUCCACCUCUUCUGUUUUUAUGGCUCAGGAGCCUAUUCUGCCCAGUUGUGACUGUAAGAAGGCAAGGCAUUCUGAGGACAAUAGCAUCUCCUCUGGAUCAUCAUACAGCUCCAGCCUGUCUCACCGUCCUGCCUUUUCUGAAGGAACAACUUGGCAAGUCCGGAGCCAUAGUUUACCUAUUUUCUCCCAAAAUCCACCUCCUGUGCUCAGGCACCAAGGCACAUCCCUGCCUUGUUCUAGGCUCUCAGAGCUUGAGAAAUCAAAACUUACUCAGAAUUUGGCAACACUUUCACCCUUAAGGCCUCAAGGCACUUUUGUCAAUUCACUUUUUGAAUCCCCAGAUCUCCACAAACAAGAAGAGAAAACAAAAGAUGAGAGAAGGAGCAAGAGUCAUUUGACACCCGAUCAUAGGCUAAACUCUAUCUGCAAAGAGAGGCCACUAUUGUCAGGAUCAGCUGCGAUCCGGUUGUCUCCUUUGGCUAGGUGGGAGUUAGAAGGACAUAUGGCUUGGAAGGUUUGUACUUUGCGGGAACAAACAGUGCCUCUGCCUGUGAGGGAAUCAUGGGCAAUGCUGAAUUAUUUAAUUGAGGUACAAGGAAGAGUCCCUGAACCAGAGAAACCCCAAAUCCAUUUGUCGAUGCCUAGUCAUCAAAGCACUGAGCAAAAUAUCAACAAUGAAUCCCCAGAUCUUCCAUCAUUUCAGCUCCAUGUGAACAUUGGAGUGGAAUCUGGAUUAAAUAGAACAGAAACAAAAAUUUCACAGACUCUCAUGCCAGGUAAGCAGUUACAACCUGGAGAUGGCCCCCGAAUCCUUGGAUCCAGGCCCUUAAUGACACCAGUGGGCACUCCACCUCCCAAAAGUGUAGGAGUUGACACAAAUCAAGAGGAAACCACUUUCCUGCAGAAGAACCCGAAACAUGUGCUAGAGCUUAGUAUAGAGCAGAGAGUCUUAGGUCUUCCAGAAAAAAGGAUACAGCAGCAUAAGACUAAUGUGACUAAUGUGGAACUGACCCCACGGCUGCCAUAUCAAGUCACAGAUAGCAUAAAGGUUACUCCACUGGCACUACUUCAAGUCAUGGAUUCAAUGGGGAUGAUUCCAGAAUCACAUUCAGAAGUGAUAGAAUCUGUGGGUUUGUUCCCACGGCCACCAAAUGAAGUUGUGAAACCAGUGGAUGCCAUGGAAACAGUCAGUAUAAGCCAAAAACCAUUAUAUCAAGUCAUUGAAUCAGUGGAGGUAACCCCAGGGCCUCAGCAGCAAGAUAUGGAAUCAAGGAAGAUGACCACAAGACCACUGAAUCAAGUCAUAGGCAAUGUGAAAGUAACUCCUAUAGCAUUGCUUCAAGUCAUGGAUUCUAUGGGAAUGAUUAAGAAAUCACGCCCAGAUACUAUAGAGUCAGUGGGAUUGACCCCACGGACGCAAUAUCAAGUCAUGGAGUCAGUGAAAAGAAGCACAGUGUUAGACCAUCAAGUCAUACAACCAGGAAAGAUGAGUCCAAAGCUACAACAUGUAGUCAUGGAAACUGUAGAAAUGACCCCAGGGCCACAGCAUAAAGUUCUAGAAUCAGUGGGCACAACAUCAAGGCCACAAAAUCAAGUCAUAGAACCACUGACAAUUACUCCAAGGCCAAUAUGUCAAAAUACAAAAUCGCUGGAAAUGAUACCCAGGCCAUUGCAUCAAGUGAUGGACUACAUGAAAGUAACUCCAGUGGCACUAUUAAAAGCUAUGGAUUUCAUGGGGAUAAUUCCACCAGCACAGCCAUAUGUUAUAGAGUCUGGGGAUUUGGCUCCCAGUUCGCAGUUGCAAGGUAUGGAGUAUGUUCGUUUGGGCCUACCAUCAGAGUUUCCAGGUAUAAAAACUGUGGAGUUGACCCUAAGACCACUACAAGAAGACAUGAAAUCUGUGGAGUUGACCCUAAAGCCACAGUUACAAGCUAGAAGAUCUGAGGAGAUAGCCCCAGUACCAUUGCUUGAAGAUGUGAAAAAACAAAUGGUAGAAUGUAGUGGGUUGACUCCUGAAAGACAGGUAGAAGGUAUGAAAUAUGAGGAACUGAUCCCAGGGGCACACAUUCAAGCAGUAACAUCUACAGAGUUGAACCUCAAACCACAUCCUCAAGCUGCAGAACCUGAAGAACUGACCCUGUGGCAUCCAGCCUCAGAAUCUUUAGGGAUGUUCUCAGAGCCAGGAUAUCCAGAAACAGAAGCAAAGUUGACCUCUGACACUUGUCACCAUGCAAAAGAGUCUGUGGGGUUGAUACAAACCUCUUUAGGAAAUACCCCAGAGCCAUUGAGCCAAGCUUUGGAAUCUAUGCAAAUGAACUCAAUGCCAUUCCAAGGCAGUCUUGAGCCAAUGUUCCAAAAUGUAAACGCCACAGAGGAGACUCCAGUGUCACAGCACACAACACAAGAAUCUCUGGAGUUGGUACCAGGAUCAGAGAUACAAGGUAUGAAAUCAAAGGUGUUGACCCCAGAGUCCCAUGGUGUGAAGUUUGUUCAUCUGAAUCUAGGACCAUGUUCUGAAGUUACAGAGUCAUCAGAGAUACCGGUAAGGUCAGAAUAUGAAAACACAGAAACCAUGGGGUUGGCAGCAUUUCAAGUUGAAAACAUCCAGGAGGUAAUGCCAGUACCACCAUAUUCAGAAAAAAGAUCUCUGGAGUUGACUUUAGGAACAGGGAUGCAAUAUGAGAAAUCAGAGCCACUGAUGCAAAAUUUGAAAUAUGUGAAGUUAACCUCUGAGUCAUCCCCAUUAGUGGUAGGAUCUAAACAGUUUAUUACAGGGCCCAAACCAUAUGUUAUGGAGUUGACCCCAGAGCCACAGCUCCAGGGAGUAACGUCUAGGCAGAUGGAUCCAGAGCCAAAAUUACAAGAUGAUUUAAUUCAACAGUCAACUACUGCUAGAGUGGUAGAAUCAGAGAAGAUGAUACAAGAGCCGGUGCUACAAAGUUUGAUAUUAGAGGAAGUGACUGAGGGGGCACAGUUCCAAGGUGCAAAAUUGACCCUCGGGCCACAGUUGCAUAGUGUUAGAUUUUCAGAGUUAUCUCCAGAGUCCCCACUUCAAGGAGAAAAACCUAUAGAUUUAAUCUCAGGGUCUCCACAUCAUGGUGUGAAAUCUGAUGAAUUAACCCAAGACUCCCCAGUGCAAGAAAUAAAAUUGUCAGAUUUUAUUCUGGGGCCAAAUCAUCAAAGUGUUGUAUCUGUACAGUUGACUGCAGAACCACGACCUCAAAGUAUGAAAUUUGUGGAACUAAACUCAGGACCAAGCUUGCAAGAUGUUAGAUUUUCUGAUUUGACCCCAGAACCAAAGGAUCAAAGUUUCAGACAUGUGCAAUUUUUAUCAGGAACACAGCUUCAAGAUAUGAAGUCUGUAGGAUUUGUAACAGAGCCAGCUUUGCAAUUAAGUCAAGAGCUCCCAAUUGAAAAUAUGAAAUCUGUUCGGUCUAUUGAAGGGUCACAGUUUCACAGUAUGAAAUCUGUGAAACUGACAUCAGAACUACAGUUUCAAAGUGUGAAAUCUGAGAAACUGAACCUAGGGCCAAGGCAGCAAGAUGUCAAGUUUUCUGAAUUGACUUUAGGGCCGAAGCUUCAAGGUGUCAAAUUUGGGGAACAAACCCCAGGGUCACUCUUCCAUAGUGUGAAUUCUGUAGAGACAACUCCAGAGUUAGGGCUUCUAGAUUCUAAAUUAGCAAAGAUGUCUCCAGGGAUUCAAGGUAUGAAACAGAUGGGGCCAUGGCUACAAGAUGUCAAAUUUUGUAAUCUGACAUCAGGAACUCAACCCCAAGGUGUGAAAUCUUCAGAUUUAAAUUCAGGGCCACAACUACAAUAUGUGAAAUUUUUUGAGUUGACCCCAGAGCCAAAGAUGGAAGCAGUAAGAUCUAUGGAGUUGACUCCAGAACCUGAGCAGCAAGGGGGUAAGCCUGAGUUGUUAGUACCAGAACCACUGUUUCAAGGUGUAAAGUGUGUAGCAGUAGACCAGAUGUCAAGCUUUCAGGAUGACAUUUCUCAUAAAUUAGUCUCAGAAUCAGAGAUACCAGAUGCAAAAUCUAUGGAGUUGACUCCUGGGCCACUGUUGCCAAGUAUAAACUAUUCUGGGUUGAUCAAAAGACCACAGUUACAAGUUAUGAAAUCUUCUAAAUUGAUUCAAGGAAGGCAACUGCCAGAUGUAAAACCUGUGGAGUGGAUCCCCACUUCAAAGCUUCAAGGUUUACAAUGUGAGGUGCUAAUGCCAGAGCCACAGCUGAAAGACAUGAAAUCUGUGAAGUUAACCCUAAGGCCACAUUUGGGAAGUAUGACAUCUAUACCACAACUAGGAAACAUCAAAUCUAUGGUGUUAACCCCUGGAUCACAGGUGGGAGAAAUGAAAUCAGCAGAGGUGGCCCCAGAAUUAAAACUUCAUGGUUUAAAAUCUAAGUUGCUGAUCUCAGAGUCAGAGUUGAAAGAUGUGAACUCUGUGGCCUUAACUCCAGAAGAGUGUCAAAGAGGUAUUAAAUCUAUGUUGCUGACCUCAAGUCCACACCUGGAAGGCAAGAAAUCUGUGGAGAUAACUUCGGGGCCACAGAUAGAAGAUGUCAAAUCUGUAAAACUCACCCCAGAUUCCAAGUUUCAAGGUGUGAAAUCUGCUGAGUUGGCUCUGCAUUCAAGAAAUCAGGAAUUAAAAACUAUAAAGUGGGUCCCAAGAACACAACAGCAAGAUGUGAAAGCUGUGAAAUUGAAACUUGGGCCAAAGAUGCAAGAUGAGAAAUCUCUAUUUUCUGCACCAGGGUCAUUGCUCCCAGGGGCUCAAUCACAAGGUAUGAAAGCUCAGGUACUAACUUCAGAGCUACAAAUGCAAGAUAUGAAAAUUUUGGAGAGUACAUCACGUUUAAAUCUUCAAAGUUUAAAACCUAUGAAGACUCCAGAUCCAGAGCUGCAACGUGUAAAAUCUGCGAAGUUGACCCCAAGCAAAAAGAAGCAGGUAGUAAAAUCUGUGGAUACAACGAGAAAAGAAAAGUUUCAGCGAAUAAAAUCUGUGGAUUUAGCCCAAAGUCAACAGUUUCAAGGGACAUCACUUGUGAAUUUAACUCCUGGGCCAAAACAGGUUGGUGAGAUAUCUGUAAUCUUACCAGAGCAGCAAUGCAUGAAUUCAGAGCAAUUGAAGACAGGGUCUAAGUCAGAAGAUGGGAUGUCUUGGGAAUUAAUUCCAGAGCUAAAAUUUAAAGAUGAAAAAUUAGUAGAUCUCAACUCUGAAUUACAGAUGAAAGGCAGGAAAUCAUUUGAAUUGAUUCCAGAAUCAAACAUUCAAGAUGUAAAAUCUAAAGAGUUCAAACUUGAACCCCAGUUGCGAAGUAUAGAAUCUCCCAAGUUGACUCCAGGACCACAGUUGCACCAAGUGAAAUCCUCAAAGUCAACUUCAGAGCCACAGCUUCAAUGUGUGAAGACUAUUGAGUUAAAACAACAGCCACGGCCUGAAAGUGUGAAAUGUAUUCGGUGGAUACCAGGACCUGAAUUCCAAGGUGUGAAAUCUGUCCAGUUAAAUCUUGAGUCACAAUCUCAGGGUAUCAAAUCUGUAGAGUUGAAAUCUUCAAUAGAGUUAAGAGAUGUGAAGCCAUCUGAAUUGCCUGUAGGGUCAAAAAUUCAAGUUGCAGCAAAUAUGAAGUUCAGCCUUGGGCCACAGUUGCAGAGUGUGAAAACUCCUGAGUUGUCCCCAGGACCACAGCUGCAAGAAGGGAGAAUUUUGGUAUCAACCUCAGAGCCACCCCUUCAAGGUAUGAAAACUGUACAGUUAAACCAAAAGCCGCAGCUUGGGAGUAUGAGAUCUAUUCAGUGGAUGCCUGCACCAGUGCUUCAAGGUGUGAAAUCUCUGCUAAAUCUUGGGUUGCAACCUCAAUGUGUCAAACCAGCAGAGUUGAUACAGUUAAGAGACAUAAAGUCAUCUGCAUUGACUCCAAAGCUAAAGCUCCAAGGUAUACACUCUUUGGAAUCACUCCAAGAAUCUCAGCCUCAAGGUCUCAAUUUGAAAUCAUGUGACCUGACUUCAAAGUCAAAGCUCUGUGAUAUAAAAUCUAUGAUGUUCAAAUCUAGGCUUCACUUGCAUGAUGCGAACUCUCCUAAGUUGACACCAUGGCUUCAAGAAGUGAAACCAUUACAGUCAUCCCCAGGAACACAGCUUCAAGGUGUGAAUUCUCUAGUGUUUACACAGGAUCCACAGGUGAAAUCUGGGGUACUAAGCCCAGGGUCACAAUUACAAAGUGAUAAAACUAUAGAGUUGAGCUCCCCACUACACUCAAAAAGUAUGAAGUCAUCUGAAUUUAUUCUUCAGACAAAGCUUCAAGGCAUGAAAUCUGAGGAUUUCAACUCUGGGCCACAGUGGCAAGGUCUAAAAUCUUCUAAGUCACCACCUGAAAAAAAGUUCCAAGAUAUGAAAUUUACUGAGUUAAACCCUGGCUCACAGUUGCAAGGUACAACAUUUUCUAAAUUGAGUGUGGGGACAAAGGUUAAAAGUGUCAAAUCUACAGAUUUCAACCCUGGUCCUGAACUGCAAGGUGUGAAAUCUUCUGAACUGAUACUGGAGACAGAGCUUCAAAAAGUGAAAUCAGUGGCAUGCAAGUCAGGCCCACAGUUGCAAGAUAUUGAAUCUUCCAAAUUGCUCAUGGGUAUAAAGCUUCAAGAUGUGAAAUCUAUGAGUUACAGGUCUGGAACAAACUUGAAGGAUGUGAAAUCUUCUGAAGUGAUCCCAAGGGAAAAGCUUCAAGGUGUGAAGUCUAUAAAACUGAAACCUAGUCCAAAGUUACAAGGUGAGAAAUCUUGUGAUUUAACCCUAGGGAGGAAGCUUCCGGGUGUGAAAUCUGUAGAGCUGGACUCAAGCCCACACUUACAAGAUGUGAAAUGUUCUGAUCUGAUCAUGGGCAUAAAGCUUCAAGAUGUGAAAUCUAAGGGGUUAAGUUCCAGACCACACUUUCGAGUUAUGAAAACUUCUGAAGUGAUCCCAGAGAAAAAGCUUCAAGAAGUGAAAUCAGUGGUCAACUCUGGACCACAGAUACAGAGUAAAAAGUCUGAGUUAACUAAAGGAACAAAGCCUCAAGGUGUGAAAUCCUUCCAGUUUAAUUGUGGACAGAAGUUACAAGGUGGGAAAUCAUCUGGUUUAACCCAGGGGAGGAAGCUUCAAGGUGUAAAAUCAGCCGAGUUCAACCCUGGACCACAGAGACAUGGUGAGAAAUCUGAUUUGACACUAGAGUGGAGGCUUCAAGAUUUUAAAUCUGCUGUUCCGCAGUGGCAAGGUGUGACAUCUUCAGAGUUACCACGAGAGAGAAAACUUCAAAGUGGAGAAUCUGUGGAGUGCAUUACCAGGCCAGUGUGGCAAGAUAUGAAACCUUUUGAAUUGACUCUUGGCACAAAGGGACAAGAUGUGAAAUCUUUGGGGUUCAAUUCAGCCCCACGGUUACAAGAUAGGAAAUUGUCUAUGUUGAUACCAGAGGCACACCUUCAAGGUGUGAAAUCUGUGGAAUUAAACCCUAUGGCAAAGUUCCAAGGUGCAAAAUCUUCUGAGCCUAUAAAGCUUCAAUUAAUGAACUCUACAGAGGUCAACUCUGGCCUAGAAAUUCAGGUUGCAAAACCCUGUGAGUUGGCCUUGAAAUCAGAGGUUCACAGUGGGAUAUCUUCUGAGUCCAAUGCUGGAAAGCAGUGGCAAGAUGAGAAAUCUUUUAAGUUGAAUCCAUGGCCAGAGCUUCAGGGUGUGAAAGUCAUGGUGUUCAAUCCUGAGACACAUAUGCAACAUAUAAAAUCUUCAGAAUUACACAAAGGGACAAAGCUUCAAGAUGUGAAAUCUUUGGAAAUCAAUCCUAACCAACAGUUCCAAGACAUGAACUCCUCUAAGAUGUGCCUGGGAACAAGGCUUCAAGGUAUUCAAUCAUUAGAGUUCAAUCCUAGGCCACAGCUGCAAGAGUUGCAAGAUAUAAAAUCUGAGUUGCAUCCUAGUCCAGAGCUUCAAGGUGGAAAAUCUAAGGUGCUCCGCACUGGGCCACAUUUACAAGGUGUGAAUUCUUCUGCAUUCAUUUCAGAACAAAAACGUCAGCGUGUAAAUGCUACUGGAUAUAACUCUGGGCCACAUUUGCAAGGUGCAAACUCUUCUGAAUUAACGUCACCAGGCUCAGAGAAUCAAUGUGAGACAUCUAUGGAGUGCAACCCUGGACCACAUUGUCAAGGUCUGAAAUCUGAACUGAUUCCAGAGCCAAAGUUUCUAAGGUCAAAAUUUCAAUGUCUAAAUUCUAUGGGUUGCCAAUGUGGAUCACCCUUGCAAGGUGUCAGAUCUCUUGAGUUAACAUCUGGGAAAAAAUGUCAAGAUAUGCGAUCUGAAGUGAAUCCGAAGGCAGAAAUUCAAAAGACAUCUAUGGAGUUCAAUCCUGGACCACAAUGGCAAGGUCUGAAAUCUGAACUGAUUCCAGAGCCAAAGUUUCUAAGUGUAGCACCUAUGGAAUGCAGCCCUGGGCCACAGAUGCAGUGUGCAAAGUCUUCUGAGUUGAAUCCAGAGCUAAAAUUACAAUGUGUCGAUUCUAUGAAGUGCAAACUUGGGCCACAUUUGCAAAGUGUAAAAUCUUUUCAGUUAACUUCAGGGACAAAAUGUAAAGGUAUCAGAUCUUAUGAUUUGAAUUUGGGGGCAGAACUUCAAGGUAUAAAAUAUAUUACGUUCGACCCCAUGCAGCACUUCCAAGAUGUAAAAUGUGAAUUGACUCCAGGGACAAAGUCUAAUUAUAUAACACCAACAACCUUCAACUGUGGCCCACAGCUGCAAAGUAUGAAUUCUGAGGAAUUGCCCUCACACCUCAGGCAGCAUAGUGUAAGAUCUGUGGUGUUUGCACCAGAGCCAUGUUCUCAAGAUGUGAGACCUGUGAAGUCAGAUCUAUUGCCGCAAUCUCAAGGUGUGAAUUCUUUAGAGUCAUCAGCAUGCCUGAGGUCACAGUGUAUUAAAUCUGACGUCUUGGCACCAGAACCAUGUUUUCAAAAUGUAAACGCUGUAGAGUUGACAUCAGGGGCCCCCAAACAGGGUAUGUAUUGCCAAGAGCGGACUUCAGGAUGGCAAGGAGUGAAAUCAGUAGUGUCAGCGCCAGAGUCAACUAAUAAGUUCAUGCCAGGACCAAUGUUGACUAGUGUCAAAUUUUCAAAUUUGUCAUCAGAAUCACAGCAACAGGGUACGAAACAUUUGGAGUUUACUCCAGAACCAAAGUUGCAAAGUAUAAAACAUGUAAAAUCGUCUUCAGGGUCUCUGCAACAAGCUGCAAAAUCUUUGGAGCUAGCGCCAGAGUCACUGUUUCAGAAAGUGAAAUCUGAGGCUGUAACUCCAAGAACAAGCUCUCAAAUGACAGACUCCUCUGAGAUAAUCCCUAGGCCAGGGCAUCAGUUUGUAGAACAUGCAGAGAUGAUUCUAGAGCCAAGGCAUCAAGUCCCUAAAUCUAUGAAUUUGACUUCAAUUUAUCAAGUCACAGAUUCUUCACAAAUGGCACAAAGCUUGGCACAUCAAGGCACAGAAACUGUAGAGAAAUCUGUGAAGUUGACCCCAAAUCCAAAAGGUAAAUGCAUGAAAUCUUCAGGAAUGCCUCUGGAGCUAGAUCUUCAAGUAUCAGAAUUUGUUAAUCUGACUCCAGUGCUAAGGAAUCAGGGUUCAAAAUCUGUAGAAUUAAUGGAAAAGAAAAGCUCCCCAAUCCCAGAAACUCUGGAUUUGCUCUCUCAGCUAGGGCCUCAAGUUAAGGAUUUGGGGGAGUUACAUAUAGGGCCACUGCAGCAAGUUGUGGAAUUUGAAGGGAUGACCCCAGAGCCCAAGCAUCACCUUACAGAAACUAUGGGGUUGACCUUCAAGACAAAGCUGCAAGUGGAGGAAUUGCUUGGAAUGGCCCCAAAGCCAAUAAGUAAAGCCACUGAUGCAGAGAGAUCUUCAGCACGCUAUCCUCAAACCCAAGAAUCUGUGGAAGUAACCUCUGAGAAAAGACUUCAAAGGGAAGAAUCUGUAGCAUUGAUUACAGAUGUUCCAGAAUCUUUAGAGGUGACAGAAGGGCAAAGAUAUCAAGUUCCUGCAUCUGUGGGUUUGACCUUUAAGCGAUUCCUAAGAGAGGAAUCUUUAGAGUUGCCCCCAAAGCAAACAGAUCAAGUUGUGGGGCAUGCCGAACCUGUAGAGGUCACUGCUAAGACAUGGCAGCAAGAACAGGGAUCAGUGAAGCUAAAACAGUCACAGAAUCAAAAUGUGAAAUAUUCAGAGACAGCCCCAGGACCACUGGGUCAAAUUACCGAAUUUACUAGGUUCAGCCCAAAGCCACUAGAUCAAGUCACAAAAUUUACAAAGACACAGAUUCAAGUUGCUCAAACAAGAGUAAACCUAUUAGCUCCCCCAAAGGUUGUUGAAUCUGUGAAAGUGCCUCCUGGGCCACCACUUCAAACCGUGAAGAAUGUGGCAUUAACAUCAGGGCUAACAUUGACCCAAUCCUCUCCAAUGGUAGACUAUAUUGAGUUGACUUCAAAACCACAAGAUGUGAGACCUUCAGAGGUUACCUCAGAGCUAUGGUUGCAAAAUGCAAAAUAUAAGAAAAUGAGCACAGAACCAAAGUACCAAACUGUGGAAAGAAUGGAUUGGACAGGGUUUAAAAUUAUAAAGACUUUGGGACCACCAAUUCAAAUUGUAAAAUCUGAGGAAUUACCACCAGGGCCAGUCCCUCAGAUUGCAGAACCAAUAGGAGUAGCCCUAGGAUUGGGGCUUAAAGUAACAGAUUGUUUGGAUUUACUCCCAAAGUCACAUCUUCAAGAAUCAAUGGAACCUGUAGAAUUAACUCCAAGGCCAAAUGCUGGAGUGAAGUCUGCAGAAUUAACCUCACAGACAACACCUUCAUUCAAAAAACCUAUAGUGUUGACUGGUGAACAAGGGCAUCAGGCUGUGAAAUCCAUAGGGAUAAAAACAGCAUCUCCUCAAAUCAUGGAAUCUGAGGAUUCGAAUCUAGGACAGAUGUGUCAGGAUAGAGACUCAGAUGAGAGAUCAUCAGAAGAGUUACAAAUCGGGAAUUAUUUCUCUAGGUUUCUAUACAACUCAUUAGACACACUCAUCUCAAGCUCUGUCAGAACAUCUGAAUUAGGCCUUUGGGAUUCUGAGAUGCCAGAAGUAUCAAGAGAAUUGUAUGUAAAAAACCUUGGGACAGAUAUUUUGCAGCCUGAGGAGUCUUUUAUAGACCUUUCUAUGAGACAGUCUUCAAUCCUUCUCUCAUCUCUUCAUAACCAACCCUCUGAUAAGACAGCUAACCCCAUAAAAAACCCCAAUUCAGAGAUCGCAGGAGUAGAUGUCAAAUCUAAAGAAAGGACCAAGAGGAAGCAGAUGGAGGAAUCAGGGAGCUCACUCCAGAGCCUCUCUCAACAUCCACCACAAAACUGGAAAUCACCAUCUAGGAUCUUCCAGGCAGGAUCAGGAGCUCAAAGAGGACCUACCUGGUCUGUCCUGGGCAGGCAACGGAAUGUCUGGGAGAGUCACUCCUGGAAGCAGAGACUACCUAGAAAAUAUCUCUCCAAUAUGCUAACACUAGGGAAUGCCUUGGGGACCACUAUGGAAAGGAAGCUUUACUCUCAAAUAUCUUUAGCAGAAAGAGGCACUGCAAAUACCUGUCAGUCUAUUCAGAAUUUAUUUGGGGUUCCAGCUGAACUGAUGGAAGUGUCCCAGAGUCUGCUUGAGAAGGGUCAAGGUACUAUUUCUCAACCUUCAGUGGUCAAAAACUACAUUCAGAGACAUACUUCAUGCCCUGGUCAUGAGAAAAGAAUGGCCUUAAGGAUGUGGACACGUGGCUCCUUGUCCUCCAUAAUACAGAAAUAUUCAGGGACUAGAAUGAGAAUGAAGAAAACAAACUCAAAGCCCAGUGAUAUAUCCCAGAAAGUUAUUCAGCACAUGCCUGUUGAAUGUACAGGGAGUCAACUUCCUACCCCAGUAAAGUCAGAAUCUUCUUUCAACAUACAUUUUGCUAGGAGAGAUCCUGUUCCAGAGGAAGAGAGUGAGAACUCACAGAGUGAUUCACAGACAAGGAUUUUUGAGUCCCAACACUCCCUCAAGCCAAGUUCUCUCUCCCAGGCCAGGACUGACUUCUCAGAACAGUUCCAGCUGCUACAAGAUCUGCAGCUAAAAAUAGCAGCAAAACUGCUAAGGAGUCAAAUACCUCCCAAUGUACCUCCACCUUUAGCUUCAGGUCUGGUCCUAAAAUACCCUAUCUGCCUACAGUGUGGCCGAUGUUCAGGAUUUAAUUGCUGUCAUAAGUUACAGGCCACUUUUGGGCCUUACCUUCUUAUCUAUCCACAGCUUCACCUUGUAAGCACUCCUGAAGGCCAUGGCGAGAUUAGGUUGCAUCUUGGCUUUAGGUUGCGAACUGGGAAAAGACCCCAAGUCCCAAAGUACCACAGAAGAGACAGAUCCAUUACACCAAGGAGCCCUAGAUCACCGUCACUAAGGAAAUCUAACGCCUAUACUCGAAGUUCCAAGAGUCCUGCUUCUACCAUAGAUUUCCAGUCUGCGUCUUCCCAGUCUCCUGCUCCUAUACAAGUCCACAUCAGGCGAAGGCAGUGUGGCAGUCCUGGCCUAGGAAAAACAGAAAUUAGAGAGCCUGGACACUAUGAAUUCACUCAAGUUCACUCCCUACCAGAGACUGACUCAGAAAGCAAUCAGGAUGAAAAAUGGCCUAAAGUGAGAACCAAAAAGACCCAUGAUUCAAAAUAUCCUAUGAAAAGAAUCCCCAAGGGAGUUAGAACACAAAACACGAAGUUCUACACAAAUGGUAGCACCAUAAUACAGAGUUCCUCUAGAGAACUGCCAGGCCAGUUAAGAAGGAAGAGGAGUGGAGCAUCGCAAACAACUACUGCCUCUUCAAAAAGACACUCUAAGAGAACCCCCCAACCAAAAUUCAUUCAGCUGCUUUUUCAGGGCCUAAAGCAGGCAUUCCAAACAGCACAUAGAAUUAUGGCUUUGGUUGGGCAAAAACCUGAGGACAGGACAAGGUCAGACCAUUUCUGGUCAAGCAAAAACUACCUUCCAAAUCAAAAAGCAAGAGACUGUUGCUUAUCAAGAAACAUAAAAAAAGACAGGAUGCCAACUAUCAAGCUAAGGCCAAAAGACUCAACCACUAAGCAGGAGAGCAUAUUGUGGGGAGAAAGAAACCAAUUCAGAUCAACUCAACAACUAAAAAGAGAUAGCUCUUUCCAACCCAGACCUAUCCAACUGCCCAACCCCAUAGUCUCCCAAGGAAGUGCCAUUCUCAAAACUACAACUAGCCAGCCUUUGGGUCUUGUUCAAAAUGACAGCAGUAGCAGAGCUAAGAAAACCUUUAAGAGAAAUGAAAUUUCUAGCCAGGAGGCCAAGAACUGCAAAACAGGAACCAGAGUUCAUGUUGGAGGGAGACUCCUAUCUGGUUUCCCUAUGAAGAGAACCUUAAUCAAUCACUUUAAAGAGAAACCCACACACAAGGAACGAAACCACCACAGCUUCUGUAGGGAAAGAACCCCAUGUAAUUCUUGUGGAAAGAGCCAAUAUAGUCCUGCUGAGAGGGGCCAUCACAGUGCCUCUGAGAGAAGCCACCCAAGUGCCUCUGGGAGGGGCCGUCGCAGUCUCUCUGAGAGGAGCCAUCUCAGUGCCUCUGAGAGAAGCCACCCAAGUGCCUCUGGGAGGGGCCAUCGCAGUCUCUCUGAGAGGAGCCAUCUCAGUGCCUCUGAGAGAAGCCACCCAAGUGCCUCUGGGAGGGGCCAUCUCAGUGCCUCUGAGAGAAGCCAUCGAAGUGCCUCUGGGAGGGGCCAUCACAGUCUCUCUGAGAGGAGCCAUCUCAGUGCCCCUGAGAGAAGCCACCCAAGUGCCUCUGGGAGGGGCCAUCGCAGUCUCUCUGAGAGGAGCCAUCUCAGUGCCUCUGAGAGAAGCCAUCGAAGUGCCUCUGGGAGGGGCCAUCGCAGUCUCUCUGAGAGGAGCCAUCUCAGUGCCUCUGAGAGAAGCCAUCCAAGUGCCUCUGGGAGGGGCCAUCGCAGUCUCUCUGAGAGGAGCCAUCUCAGUGCCUCUGAGAGAAGCCAUCCAAGUGCCUCUGGGAGGGGCCAUCGCAGUCUCUCUGAGAGGAGCCAUCUCAGUGCAUCUGAGAGAAGCCAUCGAAGUGCCUCUGGGAGGGGUGAUCGCAGUCCCUCUGAGAGGAGGUGUCGCAGUGCCUCUGAGAGGAGCCAUCAAAGCGCCUCUCAGAGAGGCCAUCUCAGCGCCUCUGAGAGGAGCCAUCGCAGUCUCUCCGAGAGGAGAUGUCGCAGUCCCUCUGAGAGGAGGUGUCACAGUCCCUCUGAGAGGAGGUGUCGCAGUCCCUCUGAGAGGAGGUGUCGCAGUCCCUCUGAGAGGAGGUGUCGAAGUCCCUCUGAGAGGGACAGUCGUGGUCUUUCUGAGAAAAGCGGUCACAGUCCCUCUGAGAGGAGAGGACACAGCACUUCUGAAAGGAGAGAGCACUGGCCCUCUGAGAGGAGCAGGCACUGUCAUUCUGAGAGGAGUGGACAUAGUCAUUUUGAGAGGAGGGCACGCAGUCCCUCUGAGAGGAUCCACCUCAGUCCCCUUGAGAGACUCAAGCACAGCUCUCCCAGGGCGAGGCCCAGACAUCGUCUGUAUAAAGAGUUCAAGAGUAAUCAAACAUGUCUCCUAGAGACCACAGCACAACACCCCAAUGUAGGGCAAAUCGGGAGGCCUGACGCUCGCAGAUGGAAGAGACCUGUCCCCCUCACUCAUUGCCUCACCCAAGUCUCCACCAAGCUGCCCUUUCCCGGCUUCUUUCCUGCUCAGCCCCGGCCUCCACUUCCAGUGCCCACAGCGACGGAAGAACUUCUAACGUCUACCUGA